Molecule: messenger RNA, 5325 nt
Organism: Seriola dumerili (greater amberjack)
Lineage: Eukaryota; Metazoa; Chordata; Actinopteri; Carangiformes; Carangidae
Gene: dnm2a
Product: dynamin 2
Exons: 21
Coding region: 286-2901 (871 amino acids)
Cellular component (GO): membrane; cytoplasm; microtubule
Molecular function (GO): microtubule binding; GTP binding; GTPase activity
Source: RefSeq, a predicted model, not a curated record
GUAGAGGAAGUUUUGUUUUGCGAGUUUUCCGUCCGUCUCGACUGAUUGAGUAUUUAGUAAUUGUGCUUAAGAGAAUACGAAAUGUUAUUAGUGUGAGUUGAAUUACCGGUAACAGCUUGAGUGUUCAAGAGGGAGUACAAGCCCGAGCUGUUUGAAGCGGCGGAACUCAGCAGAGUAACCCGAGAGCACCUUGCUGCUAAGCUAACGUUACCUAGCUAGAUAGCGCGGCUAGCGUUAGCCUCUGGUCUGCGUUGUGUUGAGGGGGCUCUCUGAGCUAACGAAGCCAUGGGGAACCGGGGCAUGGAAGACCUGAUUCCCCUUAUCAACAAGCUUCAAGACGCUUUCAGCUCCAUUGGCCAGAGUUGCAAUUUAGACCUGCCUCAGAUCGCUGUGGUCGGUGGACAGAGCGCUGGAAAAAGCUCAGUCUUGGAAAAUUUUGUUGGCAGGGACUUUCUUCCACGUGGAUCAGGCAUUGUUACCCGCAGACCUCUCAUUUUGCAGCUGGUCAACAAUAAAGCAGAAUAUGCUGAAUUCCUGCAUUGCAAGGGGAAGAAGUUUGUGGAUUUUGAUGAAGUGCGGGCGGAAAUUGAGGCGGAGACAGACAGGAUAACAGGCUCCAACAAAGGCAUCUCUCCCGUCCCAAUUAACCUGAGAGUCUACUCCCCACACGUGCUCAACCUGACCCUGAUCGACCUCCCGGGAAUGACUAAGGUUGCUGUCGGAGACCAGCCCCAUGACAUCGAGCAACAGAUCAGGGACAUGCUGAUGCAAUUCAUCACUAAGGAGAGUUGUCUGAUCCUGGCCGUCACCCCUGCCAACACUGACCUGGCCAACUCAGACGCUCUGAAGAUCGCCAAGGAGGUGGACCCACAGGGUAUGCGUACCAUUGGUGUUAUAACAAAAUUGGACCUGAUGGAUGAAGGAACGGAUGCAAAGGACAUCCUUGAAAAUAAACUGUUGCCACUGCGUAGAGGCUACAUCGGUGUGGUGAACCGCAGUCAGAAAGACAUUGAUGGGAAGAAGGACAUUCGUGCUGCAUUGGCCGCAGAGAGGAAGUUCUUCCUGUCCCACCCUGCCUACAGACAUAUGGCGGAGCGUAUGGGCACGCCACAUCUACAAAAGACACUCAACCAGCAAUUGACCAACCACAUCAGAGACACCCUGCCUGGUCUGCGCAGUAAGCUGCAGAGUCAGCUCCUCUCCCUGGAGAAGGAGGUGGAGGAGUACAAGAACUUCCGUCCAGAUGACCCGACACGCAAGACCAAGGCUUUGUUGCAGAUGGUGCAGCAGUUUGGUGUGGACUUUGAGAAGUGCAUUGAGGGCUCCGGGGACCAGGUGGACACCAACGAGCUUUCAGGUGGCGCCAAGAUCAACCGCCUCUUCCAUGAACGCUUUCCCUUUGAACUGGUCAAGAUUGUGUUUGAUGAGAAGGAGCUAAGGCGAGAAAUCAGUCACGCGAUCAAGAACGUCCAUGGUGUCAGAACGGGGCUGUUCACUCCAGACCUGGCGUUUGAGGCCAUCGUGAAAAAGCAGAUCGUUAAGCUGAAAACGCCCUGUCUCAAAUGUAUCGAUCUGGUCAUUCAGGAGCUCAUCAACACAGUCAGGCAGUGCACCAACAAGCUCAAUUCUUACCCCAGACUGAGAGAGGAAACUGAGAGGAUUGUCACCACCCACGUCAGAGAAAGAGAAGGGAAGACCAAGGACCAGGUUCUGCUGCUGAUUGACAUUGAGCUGUCCUACAUCAACACCAACCAUGAGGACUUCAUAGGCUUUGCUAACGCCCAGCAGAGGAACACUGCUGCUAACAAAAAGAGGGCCAUACCCAACCAGGGUGAGAUUCUGGUGAUUAGGAAAGGCUGGCUAACCAUCAACAUCAGCAUCAUGAAGGGAGGCUCCAAGGAGUACUGGUUUGUCCUGACUGCUGAGUCCCUGUCCUGGUACAAAGAUGAGGAGGAAAAAGAAAAGAAGUAUAUGCUGCCUUUGGAUAACCUGAAGAUUAGAGAUGUGGAGAAAGGAUUUAUGUCCACAAAGCACAUCUUUGCAAUCUUUAACACAGAACAAAGGAACGUGUACAAGGACCUUCGCCAAAUAGAACUGGCGUGUGAUUCUCAAGAGGAUGUGGACAGCUGGAAAGCAUCCUUCCUCAGGGCAGGGGUUUAUCCGGAGAAGGACCAGACAGAGAAUGAAGAGGCUGCUCCUGCAGAUACAUUCUCUAUGGACCCCCAGUUGGAGCGUCAGGUGGAAACCAUCCGCAACUUGGUGGAUUCGUACAUCGGCAUCAUCAACAAAUCCAUCAGAGACCUUGUGCCCAAGACCAUCAUGCAUCUCAUGAUCAACAGUGCGAAGGAUUUCAUCCACUCGGAGCUGCUGGCCUACCUCUACUCAUCUGGGGAUCAGAACAGCCUCAUGGAGGAGUCAGCUGACCAGGCCCAGCGUAGAGACGAAAUGUUGCGCAUGUAUCAUGCACUCAAGGAGGCGCUGCACAUUAUAGGUGACAUCAGCGCCAACACCAUCUCCACCCCUGUACCCCCGCCUGUAAAUGACACCUGGAUCCAAGAAGCCAGCCCAACCCCUCAGCGUAGGCCGCCUCCGUCAACAGGCCCGCCUCCCAGCCGUCCGCCUACUGUUCGGGGCGCAACACCAGGACCACCCAUGAACCCUUCCCCCGCCUUUGGAGUUCCGCUCAACCCCUCUCCCGCCUUUGGUGCACCACCAAUCCCCUCUCGCCCAGGCCAACCCAUCAACGCCUACAACAGCAGCCAGGAUCCCUUCAGUGCACCCCCACAGAUCCCCUCCCGGCCAGCCCGUGUCCCACCCGGUGUACCCAGCCGAAGACCCCCCGGCGCUCCUUCUCACCGGCCCACCAUUAUCCGCCCUGCUGAGCCCUCCCUGCUAGACUAGACCUGUGGCAAAGCCCACCAAUGUGUGUGUGUUUGUGUGUGGGUGUGUGUAUCUGCACACUGUAGGGCGGGGGCUUGAGGGGAGGGGCUGACUGAUAGCGGUGCAUAAUGUGCACCGUUCAGCUGUAUUAAUGUCUAUUCAAGCAAUGUUAAUAAGCUGCUAAUACCCUCUUUAUCAGUGCACAUGAAUGAAAGAAAGCCCUUAACCACUUGAAUAUUACAUUUGACUGCUGUGGAAAUGUGUAAUACAAAAUAAAACCCAGCUGAUCAGAGGGUGCAUUAGCUUCUAUCAGUAGGAGACGAUGUAUCGAAUUCAGUCCAAGAGCUUUUUUUUCUUAAUUGUAAUAACUGGUUUAUUUCCUCUGACAAGUUCUUGCCAGAAGCCCAUUAAAUAACUUAAUAACUGUUACAGGCUGGCUUUCCUCUCCCCUCCCUCCACCUUUUUAGAUUGGCCCAGACGCCCAAGUGUAGAUCACUGUGUAAUAUACACACUUAACCUGUUGAUAAUGUUUUACUUGGUUUUCAUUUCCUAACUGAUUUCAUACUGAAAAACAAUAGCUUAUUAUCACUGUUGUUAUUUUGGUGGUGUCAAUUACAUUUUUUCCCCCUUGUGAUAUUUUAUUUGAGUGACUUUGUCCUUUUUAAUGACCGUCACAAAUGUAGCUUUAAAAAUGAAAUCCUAAUCUCAGCAAAAAACAAAGCAUAAAAAGACACAGGGCAGGGUUGUAUGAGACUGAGAGAGUAGCUUCAGUUCCCCCCUCUGUAAAAUAUCCUUCCACAAUGAGAUGAAGAAAGAUGUCAGCCAGAUUGACCAUUAUAAUCCUAGCACUUGUUACCCAUCUAGCCUUACAACAAGCCACUCAUAACGGGGAUGUUGUAGUCCGUUACCAGAACACUUUGCACGAAAACCCAGGAGAGGGAGAGAGAGACAGACUGAAGGCUGUCUGCACUUUGCGGGAAGCUUUCUCUCCACUAAUUCCAAGUUGUUAAAGCCUUGAAUUUGAAUCCCUUUAGUCUCAGUUGAACCCCAAUGAGGCCUUCAGCCUUCGGGUAGACUUUGUUCAUUCCUGGAUUAGCUGAUUCAUAUAGAACACAGCACACAGUACAUUUUCCUCUCAGAGAGGAUAAAACUCAGCGAAGCAGUGGGGUGUGUAGAUUAGGACGGAUCUGUGAUGUAGAGAAUAAAGAUGGUAUUAAGCAUUGAGGAGUUGGCACAUCUCUUUCUGGGCUCAGUUGUCCAGGACAUUUAUUAUUGCUAUCAGUUCUGCUUCCAUGCCUUUAAAAAUAUCAUUGUAUAUAGCUGGCCUAUACCGGGGAAUUAGCACUUGUAUUUCAUUUAAUCACAGGGGUGACAACAAAAACAUGGAAUUAUAAUCAAAGCCCAACAUGUUAAAAUCCAACUUUAGGUGUGAUUAAAGGAAGCACUAACACUGUCGUUUCAUUAGCUUUGGAUGUAGGGAAAAAGAGAUUGGUCAUCUCCUGAUGCAUUAUUUAUAACCUGGGCAUUUGUUAUUUCUUUAAAUGUUUUUGGCUGCAGUUGUAUCACCUCUGUAUAACUAUAUGCCCCCCAGCUUCUACUGGACUGUUAAUUGGGGUUCUGCUACAGGGAUUAGCUGUGUAAAUGUGGUGUAUGUUGGGAGGGCACUUGGGGCUGAACAUACACAGCUGUGAUUAUUUGAUAAUAUCUUUUGAUUGCUCUUUUGACCAUUUAAAACCAAUUUUUCUGGAAUAUUUUUAGGUGUUCAGGGGAAAACUGGUCAGGCGGGGAGUGACGUUGGGUUACUUGGAUGUUUUCAAGUUUUGGUUUGAUCAGUAGAAAUGGUGAGCGGGUGGUGGGAGUUGUGGUGUAUGAAUGCACAUCCUGUCUUGAGAAGCUGUCUCGACUUUUCGCCUUUCUCACCACAGAGGAUAGGAACUUAAUGAGCCAACAUGACAAGACAAAAGAAGUAGAAAAUUCAAAAAUCCCAAACCACAGACUCUUGAGACAGAAUGUGCUUUUUCUUUCCCUGCAUUUCUCAUAAGGUGUGGCUUUCAGUGACAGCGCCAGACAGAAAAAAAUUAAUCUAAAUCUUUGUAUUAAAUAGAAUUCACAUUAAAGCUUCCAGACAAAAUAUAAUAUUUCAUUUCAAUAUGUAAGUUCUUAUUGGCCAAAUCGCCUGUACCUGUCACUUCAGCCUGCCCUUGAGAAGCCCCAACUGUAAAUGCCCUGUAAUUCAUUAGGUUGUACCCUGCCUCCUUCCUCUUUCCCUCCCCUGUUUGGAUCUGGUGGAAGGGGUUGGGAAUCAACCUGCAAAAAUCUCUUUUCUUUUGUUUUGCAAACCCUUGUCAAGUGCCUCUGUAGCAUUUAAUUGAUUUGAAUAAACAAAAUGAACUAAUUUAGAAAGGAGAGUAAAUAAAGAGGUGUUGUGUACAAUAAAGGGACUGG